AUGGGACUGAGGGUGCUUACACAGAUGCAAGUGACCCUGCUGCUGAUCAUUGCGUUAACAAGAACAGGAACUGAAGCUGCCGGGCAAGCCCUGUCCGGCUGCCCUGAUUCCUGCGGAAGUGUUUCAAUUCCAUACCCCUUUGGCGUAGGCGUGUCAAAAGUCACGGGUAAGGACUGUUACAUGGAGAAACACUUGAAUCUCACAUGCAAAGAAUCCAUUCUAUACGCAGGUAACGUUCAAAUUCUGAACAUAUCCCUCCUAGGUCAAUUGGAGAUGAAUUUUUUCGUCUCCAGUAUCUGCAAGAGCAACAUUUCUAAAGGAAACGGAGAAGCCAACUCACCCACAAUCACAACUGCAUCCUUCACCAUAUCCAGCACGGACAAUAAGUUCGUGAGUGUAGGCUGCGACACGUACGGGUAUCUCAACAACUACAUAAACAAUGUGAAAUACUCAACGGGGUGCUUGACAAGAUGUAACGAUGAGAAUCAAGUGAACAUCCAAAGCAUGCAGACAAGUAAAGGGGAGUGUUCGGGGAUAGGGUGCUGCCAGGUGGAUAUACCUCCUGGAAUGACGAACAUUAGUAUACAAGCCUUCUCCUUUAAAAAUUUCAGUUACUCUUCCAAUCUCAACAGCUGCAGCUCUUCGUUUGUGGUGAAAAAUGGGAACUACACUUUCUCGCUGGAUGAUUUGAAAAAACUUCCAUUCGAUAAGGCUCCCAUGGUCGUUGAUUGGAGGGUUGGAAAUGAAGCGUGUAAUGCGUCCAAGGAUAAAAGUAACUAUGCGUGCUCGAAUAACAGCGACUGCGAGGACCCACCCUCCGCCAAUGGAAAUGGCUACCGAUGCAAAUGUAAAGCAGGGUUUGAGGGCAACCCUUACCAAGGUUGCACAGAUUAUUGUCGUGAAACUCCCGGUUCUUUUGAAUGUUUCUGUCCCGAUGGACUCAUCGGAGAUGGAACAAUAAAAGGCGGAGGAUGUCGACAAAAGCCUCGGCCUGAUCUAUUUGCCAAGAUCGUCAUUGGCGCAGGCGCAGGAUUAAUCGCUCUCUUUAUUGGGGUUUCUUGGCUAUACUUGAUGUACCAGAAAAGAAAACUCCUCAAAUUAAAGGAGAAGUUCUUUCAGCAGAAUGGGGGCAUAAUUCUCAGACAGCAACUCUCUACAAGACAAGACUCCUCUCAAUCCACUACAAUUUUCAGUGCCGAGCAACUUAAGAGAGCCACCAAUGAUUUUGAUGAGAACUUAAUCAUCGGUAAAGGAGGUUUUGGUACAGUUUUCAAAGGAGUUCUCUCAAAUAAUAAUGUUGUUGCUAUAAAAAAGUCCAAAAUAGUGGAUCAGAGCCAGGUGGAGCAGUUCAUUAAUGAGGUCAUUAUACUGUCACAAAUUAAUCACAGGAAUGUGGUCAAACUCUUGGGUUGUUGUCUAGAGACAGAAGUUCCUUUACUGGUCUAUGAAUUUGUUAAUCUUGGAACCCUUUUUGAUUAUGUACAUAAUCAAGAUCAGAAGGCUAAUGUGUGUUGGAAAACGCGUCUAAGGAUUGCCACGGAGGCAGCUGCAGCUCUGGCUUAUCUACACUCAGCAGCUUCCAUACCCAUCAUCCACAGAGAUGUGAAGACUGCCAACAUACUCUUAGAUGACACUUACACUGCCAAAGUGUCUGACUUCGGAGCUUCAAGAUUGGUUCCACUUGACCAAACUGAAAUAGCCACAAUUGUGCAAGGAACCUUUGGCUAUUUAGACCCAGAGUACAUGCAAUCAAGCCAAUUGACCGAAAAAAGUGAUGUCUAUAGCUUCGGGGUAGUGCUUGUAGAACUGCUAACAGGGGAGAAACCUUUCUCCUUUGACAGGGCAGAAGAGAAUCGAAGUAUUACAGUUCACUUUCUAUGCAGCUUGAAAGAGGAUCGUCUGUUUGAAAUUCUUCAGAUUGGUAUUUUGAAUGAAGAAAAUAAGCAGGAGAUUAUGGAGGUUGCUGUUCUUGCUGCCAGGUGCUUGAGACUUAGGGGGGAGGAAAGGCCUAGCAUGAAGGAAGUGGCAAUGGAAUUGGAGGGAAUAAGGCUUAUGGAGAAACAUCCUUGGAUCAACAAUACAGGCCAAAAUUUUGAGGAGAGUCAAUACUUGCUUGGUGAGGCACAAAGCACUCGUGAACAUGGUGACAGUAGUAGCCAACAAAAUACUGGAUAUGAUAGCUUGAGACAACUCGAGUUAAUUGACUUCGGUAAAGGAAGAUGA
Sphenostylis stenocarpa is the source of this 2223-nucleotide messenger RNA. NCBI's taxonomy places the organism in Eukaryota, Viridiplantae, Streptophyta, Magnoliopsida, Fabales, Fabaceae. The record is from the annotation of a GenBank genome assembly.